This is a messenger RNA of Epinephelus moara (kelp grouper), 2586 nucleotides long. RefSeq names its product CCR4-NOT transcription complex, subunit 7 (gene cnot7). Gene Ontology annotation, molecular function: nucleic acid binding; poly(A)-specific ribonuclease activity. Gene Ontology annotation, cellular component: CCR4-NOT core complex; P-body; CCR4-NOT complex. The record is from RefSeq and is a predicted model, not a curated record. Lineage: Eukaryota; Metazoa; Chordata; Actinopteri; Perciformes; Serranidae. The coding region runs from base 179 to 1039 and encodes 286 amino acids. The transcript has 7 exons.
CGUCGUGUUGUAGGCUCAGCUAUGAUGGCAGCCGUGGGUUGACAUCGAUACAUUACAGAAUAUAAACUAUUUAAAAGUUAGCGGAAAAUACCCCGACACAAUAACGUAGAACAAACUAACAGUUUUCAGAUAGUACACACUUAAACACACACCCGCCCGGUUUGGGGAACGUGGCACUAUGCCCGCAGCUACUGUGGAUCACAGCCAAAGAAUAUGUGAGGUUUGGGCCAACAACCUGGAGGAAGAGCUGAAGAGGAUCCGACAUGUCAUCCGAAAAUACAACUACAUUGCUAUGGACACAGAGUUUCCAGGUGUAGUAGCCAGACCGAUCGGAGAGUUCAGAAGCAACGCUGACUAUCAGUACCAGUUGCUGCGCUGCAAUGUGGAUUUGCUCAAGAUAAUCCAGCUGGGCCUCACGUUUAUGAACGAACAAGGGGAGUACCCUCCGGGAACAUCGACAUGGCAGUUCAAUUUUAAGUUUAACCUCACAGAAGAUAUGUACGCACAGGACUCCAUUGAGCUCUUGACCACUUCAGGGAUUCAGUUCAAGAAGCACGAGGACGAAGGCAUCGAGACGCUGUACUUUGCCGAGCUGCUGAUGACAUCAGGAGUGGUGCUCUGUGAUGGGGUCAAGUGGCUGUCUUUUCACAGUGGCUACGACUUUGGAUACCUGAUCAAGAUUCUGUCCAACGCAAACCUGCCUGAGGAGGAGGUGGACUUCUUUGAGAUUCUUCGCUUGUACUUUCCAGUCAUUUAUGAUGUCAAGUACCUCAUGAAGAGUUGUAAAAACCUGAAGGGAGGGCUGCAGGAAGUAGCUGAGCAACUGGAGCUGGAGAGGAUCGGACCACAGCAUCAGGCCGGCUCUGACUCUUUACUCACAGGCAUGGCUUUCUUCAAGAUGAGAGAGAUGUUCUUUGAGGAUCAUAUCGAUGAUGCCAAGUACUGUGGUCACUUGUAUGGGCUCGGCUCCGGCUCAGCCUACGUCCAGAACGGAACAGGGAACGCUUACGAAGAGGAGGCAAACAAGCAGCAGUCGUGACAUCACUUCUGAAACUCUUCCCAUCCUGCGGUUCACAUGCACAAUCGGUGCGGCGCUAAAGCCAAGCUUCGCCACCCGGAUGAUGAUAACGAUAAUGGAUAAACAAGAAAACAUACACACGUCAUUUAGCAAACUGCUUCUCAUAGGCUCUGCUCACCUUAGACAACUGAAUAUGAUGGUCAAAAAAAAAAUCCCAGCUGUCCUCACACAUGCCCUUGCUGGCUGCAUGUGUGUGUGUGUGAGUUUAGUCUUUUAUUCCUACGAAGCGGUGUAAAUCAGUUGAAUUUAACAUGCUUGAAAAGAUGGGAUUUUAGUUUUCCUAAAAUGUUCUGUAGAAAUGUUUUUGCACUUUAAAGCUCUAACCUGAUUUUAUAUGGAAAGCUGAAAACAAUGUUUCUGGUGUCUUUCUCCUCUUUGUUGCCUUCUCUACGUUCCCAUUUUACAUUGAGAACAUAAACCUUUAGCAUCACAACAACCGCUCUCACCACGUUCAGCCUUAAUAUUAGCUGCUUUCUUGUUCUUUUAAAACUUUAAUUUAUUGUCUUGGUUAUCUGACAUCCAACAGACGCUCCACUCGACGCUGGGACAUCACAUGUCCCCUUCUGUCAUUGGAUCUCUUGUGUGAUAACGAGAAAGGGAGUGUGUUUAUGUGCACAUUAAUAUUUCAUUGAAGUUUUUUCAUUUGUUCAUAUAAAGAUAAUGUUUGUAAUGACCUGAAUAAGCUCUAAUCCCACUGUGAGAAGCCUUUAACUAACCGGUGUAAUCUGCUUAUACAGUAUGCAGAUGGGGAUACUAAAAAACAAGUGAACUCAUUUUCCUUUAUACCAUUACUUCUUCCUGUUUGUAUUCAUGAUAACAUUCAGAAUAAUUGCUUUCAAGGAUAUUUACAGUAUGUACUAGGUGCAUACAGAGGAAUAUGGGUUGUUUGUGCAUGUAAACACCCUCAUUGACACAAGCACAUAUGAACACAUGCAUCACCUUGUCGACAUGGUCUUGCAGUUGAUUUCAACCAAAUUCACCAGACCUUAAAAAACUGAAAAAGUAUAAAAACACUUGCCUGCAGUAAGACAUGCUGAGGUUACCCUGAACUACUCUGUUAAGAGUAAAUUUUAGUUGAAUUUAAGGGUUUGUAGAGUUCUAGUGUUGUAAUAAAAUAAGAGAAAACUGUUACUCGAUGGAAAAAUGAUAGCAUUGCCUUUUAACAUGCAUCUUUCUGUUCCAGUGGAGUUCACUACACUUGUAGCUCUGGCCUUUUGAAUGACCUUUUUUUUUUUUCAUGUAUUGCUUUCCCGUUCAUUCAUGCUGCGUAGAACAGCCGCAUGUACUAAAAUGUUUGAAUAAAUGCUGUGUUGUUAUAGUAGUAUCCUGAACUUCCAUAGGUGUGUGUUGACGUGUAGGUUCAAGACUUCUUUUAACCUCCCCGAGCGUCAGAGACUGAUAACUGAAACGCUUCUCCUUCUUUCUGCAGCACAUCUUCCACACUGCAAUGGAGUAAAAAAGGAAUAUGCAAUAUACAAGAGGAUUGUUUUUAGAUUAUUUUGUAAAUA